Bradysia coprophila is the source of this 1747-nucleotide messenger RNA. Its product is annotated as putative gustatory receptor 97a. NCBI's taxonomy places the organism in Eukaryota, Metazoa, Arthropoda, Insecta, Diptera, Sciaridae. Gene Ontology annotation, cellular component: neuronal cell body; dendrite; membrane. Gene Ontology annotation, biological process: chemosensory behavior; male courtship behavior; sensory perception of taste. The record is from RefSeq and is a predicted model, not a curated record.
ACUACUAGAAAAGUGAAAUUCGACAUAUUUUCUGAUUUGGGAGUCGUUGUGGUUUGUAAUCGUUCCCACAUAAAUAUAGUCUAACAAAUGAAGAUCUAGAUUCAGUGUUUUUGUAUUCUUUGCAAGUCGGGUGCGCGUAUCUAGCACAAAGUCAGAAAAUAAAAAUCAAGAUUUUCAUUUGUUAAACGAGGAUUAUUUGGAAACAAUUACAAACCCCAAGCACUCCUAAAUCAGAAAAUACGUCGAGUUUUACUUUUCUUCGAGUGUACCUAUAAUAUUAUAGUGUUGUCUGACAUUCAUACAGCAAAGCGAUGAUAUUAAUGGACAUCAUUUAUAGUGGAUACACUCACGUGAUACGAAUCGGCCGUUAUCUAAUCCAACUGACCGACAUGUUUCAAAGUGUAUUUCUACGCGUUAUAACCAAAGUUGGUUUGUUUUCCAUACAAAUUUCGGGACUAUGGCCAUUUUCCUUUGAUCGGAAAGCGAAGAAAUUCAAAUUUCUUUGGUAUUAUACAAUUAUGCCAAUCGUAAUAAUAGGCUAUCCGUUCGUGGUGGCAGUUUUCUGGUCGCAUUUAAUCAGCAGAGACAUGUCCAUGAAGAAGAUGACGAAUCCGGUAGUCGUAAUUUUGUCGGUUGGCUUCCUCAUUUUCAAUUCGGUCAAUUUUGUCCUCUUGUUCGUCAGUCAAUAUUGUAGAUUUCAUGAGAUGAAAAAAUUUGUUCUCAGCACUUUUGAAGUAGUUGAUCAUGUUAAUAGUGAACUGGACUCCAGUGAAUUUAAGUACGGCAAUAUUUUGCUGAAAUUUGCCGGGAAGGUUGCUGUUUUCAUGUCGAUACUGUGUUAUUCGAUUAUUCAAAGCAUAUCCAGAUACAUGACGUUCGAAGACAAUUACGUGGUGUACCUUAUGUCAGCCUUACCGAAUAUAAUAAUGAAAUUCCAUCCAGAUCUGUUUUACGGCGGACUUCUGCUGAUCAACUUUUAUUUAACACAAAUCAAUAGCAAAGUUUCUAGCGUUCUAGCAACGGCGAAGGAAUUAAGUGAAACUAACGAUCUUGGCGAACAGAAAUGCUACCAGAAAAUGAUUAAUUUCUGUGAGUUAAGCGAUAAACUGGACAGACUGUGUGUGUUACACUAUAAUGUCAUCGAAAUAAGCGAAAUAUUUUUUCGGCUUUGUUCAUUUCAAACUACACUAUGGGUAGCUAUGGGGCUGAUCGCCUUUCUAGUUAGCUUGUUCCAGCAUUACAUCUCCAUAACAUCAGCGAUCCGAAAAGAUGAAAUUUCGUUCGAUACAUAUGCGACCGAUUUGAUUACAAUGUGUUACGCAAUCGCAGAAAUAUACAUUACCACUUCAAUGAGUGACCAAGUGAUGACAGAGAGCAAAAGGACAGGUGUACUACUCAACAAACCAUUAAUGCGACUCAAUAUGGACGUUCGAUUUAAACGAAGCGUAAGUCUUGCUAUCGCUUAUGUUGUUAAGAAUAAAAAAACUUUCCUCGUAAAAUUGGCUAAAGGUGGAAACCUUCUCCGGACAAAUACUACUCAAAAGCUUAAACAUAACUGGAAUGGGACUGUUUCUCUUCGAUGCGUCUCUAAUGUAUUCGUUAGUAUCAACAGCAUCGGCGUACCUGGUGAUUCUAAUUCAAUUUGAAUUGAAAGCGACGUAGUUGUGUGAAUAAUGAAGUUUCGCUGGCAGCUUGUACUAUUGUUGUUAUUAAAUUUAAUUGAAUGAAUAUUAAAUGAAAUGUUAAU